This is a messenger RNA of Vespula pensylvanica (western yellowjacket), 1359 nucleotides long. RefSeq lists its product as uncharacterized. Gene Ontology annotation, biological process: reciprocal meiotic recombination. NCBI's taxonomy places the organism in Eukaryota, Metazoa, Arthropoda, Insecta, Hymenoptera, Vespidae. The transcript is spliced from 5 exons. Gene Ontology annotation, cellular component: site of double-strand break. The record is from RefSeq and is a predicted model, not a curated record. The coding region runs from base 421 to 1299 and encodes 292 amino acids.
GAGAAACUUCUCACACGAAUUUGUGUCUUUUUUAUUAAAGUAGAUUUAGGCAACCAAUCAAAUGAACGUUCCGUUACGAUGGUUUUAAAGGCGGCGUAUUUAAAACGUUUAACUAACAAAAAGCUUUUUAUUCUCUUAACGCGACGAUAUUAAAAAAGGAUAAUUUAUAUAUGCAAAGACAUAAGAAUUCUGUUAUUCGAUAAUUAAUAGUCGCAAAUAAUUAAUAAUACAGUCUAGAUUUUUUGUUAGAUCAUUGUACAUAUUUACAAACAAAUAAUUAUCAAACGAAAGGUAUACUCACAUCUAAUAAUUAGUGAAGUUCAUUAAAGUAUAUUCAGUUUGAAAUAGUUCGCCCAUACGGAUUAAAAUAUUCUAAUAAACUUAAUCGCAGUCGAGAAAUUUUUUUAACAUUAUUAAAUAAUGGAUUUUGAUAGCGCUUAUAUAGAUCCUUUAAUAGACGAUUGGUUAGAACAACUUCAUGAAGGUAUAAAAGAACAAGAAAAUAUGGUUAGAGCCGAUGAUGAAUUUUAUAUGCCAUUCGUAGGAAUUCCAGCAUCUGUUAUAAGUGCAAUUUUCAAAAUAACACAUCACCUAGAACUAGGAACAGAUACUAAAUAUUUAACAAUUCAUUUAUACGAUAAAUUUAUGUGCAAUUAUUUUUGGGAAGUAUAUAAAACAGAAAGUAAAAGUGGAGCAACUGAAGCUUCAUGGUCCAAGAUAUGUAAAACUAUUUCUAACAGAUCCAAGUUAUAUCUCAUAUCUUGUCUUCAGUUAGCAAGUAAAGUUGAUUUACAUUCUAAAAGUUUAAGUAUAUCACAGUUAAUAUGUAUCUUACGUUGGAUCGAUAGAAAAAAGGAAUAUACAAAGAAUACGAUUAUUACUUCCGAAUUUAAAGUAUUCAAAACAUUAGGAUUUAAAAUGCCUUUCUGUACUCCGUUACAAUGUAUCGAAGUUCUUCUAGCUGCAACAGGUCUUAGGCAUACAUCAAAUAUAUAUGAAACUUCUAUAAAUUUAUUGGAUUUAGCAUAUUUACAGCACGAACAAUUGUAUUCGCACGUGCAAUGUCUAGCACAAGGUCGUAUUAGCAAAUCCGAAGUUGAUAAAAGAAAUCUUAUGGCUUUGAAAACAAAUUCUUUAUUUCUUGGAGGAUGUAUUAUUUUAUGUGCAACGUUCUUUUUAUAUUUUGAUAAUAAUAUAGCAAAGGGAAUAGCAACUAAAUUAGCAGACUUAGUAGAUACAACUUAUACUGACAUUUGGGAUGUAGCAAAUAUACUUCUUGUUUUAGCAAUACAGGAAUGAAUGUGCAGUGUUAAAUAGAUAUAUGUUUCAAGUUAUAAUUAUAUAUAAAACUUGUCUUAA